AUGGGGCCUACAGACUAUAAAACUUCAGUAUAUCGCGUUGCUGAUAUCAUAGGAAAAUGGGACAAAGGAACAACAAAAGUUAGGAAGCGACUGUUGCAGGAUUUUGUUGUGGCGAACCAAGGUAAAACUGGCCCCGAGGUGGAGCACUAUUUUGCCCAAGCAGAGAGUCUUUUUCUCUUCAGAAUGACUUCAUGGCUGCGGUUGACAUAUAUGACUGGAACCUGUACACAUGAAAUUUUGUGUGCAGUCGCUGUCUUUCUGUCAGUAUCAAAUGGGCAUAAAUUUAUGGCAGACUUUAUAGAAUCUGGUGGGACAUUAACGUUACUAGAAAUUAUUGAUUUCAAGCAAACAAGGGAGGUAGAUAAAAGAGAAGCUUUGAAAUGCCUUUACAGUCUUGGAAAUGCUGGUAGGAAGUACAAGGAACUCAUUUGUGAGUGUUCUGGAAUUCGAGCAGUUGCAGAAUGCUUGGCCAGAUCAAAGCAAGAAGAAACUCAAAAUGCUUGCAAAACUCUUCUUCUUCUACUUGCUGAUGGAAAUCCAAAAUUUAAAAAUCAGGUAUAUAAAGGCCUCAUUGCUAUUUUGACAUGCAAUUCACCUAAAGCCCAUCAGUUAGCUUGUAAUGCUCUUCGAACAGUUCAACCAAUUGUAGCAUCAGUCAACUCUGCAAUAAUUGAACCAUUAUUAAAAUUGCUGGGUUCUCUUCACCUUGAAGUUCAAUUUGAAGUCACUGAACUUUUAAAAGAUUUAAUGCACUAUGAAGCUGCAGAUGCUAUAUUAACAGAACUGGUGGCUCUGCUAAGACCCGCUGCGGAAAAUAGUUUAACCCAAACUGAUCGGCCGUUAAGAAAUGGAUCUCCUGAUUUGAAGAUGCCAUUGUCUGCAUUUGUUCAGCAAGCUGCCGCUGCUAAAACUAUUGGAAUUUUGGCUAGAGAGUCAAAAGAAAUUGCAGCAAAGCUCAUUAAGCUGAGGGUAACUCAUCAUUUGUUGUAUGCUCUGGGAAACACACAACAUGCUGACAGCCAAAGACAAGCAAGUAUUGCUCUCAAGUUUUUCUGUCAGAAUUUCUACAUUGUUGAUGACAGUGUGCAAAGUGCAAUGGGAGAAACUUUGUAUGAUCUUUUUAAGUCAAAUCCUGAAUCCUUGUAUCUGAAGAUGUCUGACAUUCAUGCUGAUGUCUUGGUAUCAAACCAAGUGAAUAUACCAAAAU
Molecule: messenger RNA, 1207 nt
Organism: Candidula unifasciata
Lineage: Eukaryota; Metazoa; Mollusca; Gastropoda; Stylommatophora; Geomitridae
Source: the annotation of a GenBank genome assembly